CACCAAACUCUGAUCUUUUGGACUCCAAGAAGAAAGCCUCAGAGCUCCAUUAAUGGAGGUUCUUAUGACUCCGGCGGGAACGCUGCACCAAUCUCCCUCCAGACUGCAUUUCCUCAAGCCUUGUCACAAUUUCGUCAACUCCACCUUCAAAUUCAAGCCUCAACACCUCUACACAUCCCGCAACCGCUCCAGAACCCAACUCCCUCCUCCGUUAACCUUAAUAAACUGCAAGCUGAAAUCCUCUGGAGAAGUCAUGAAGCAGAACGCUUCUAAGAAGAUUGAGCUGUGGAAUUCCGCUCCGCCGCUGUCCGAGGAGGCGGAGAAGAACGGCGGCAGCGGGAAGGAGGAGGAUCCCGUCAAGGCUGGGAGUGGAAGUAGUGCGGUGUCGCGGUCGGUGAAGAAGUUGUCGAGGAAGGUUUUGUCUCUGCUGUCUAAUUUGCCUCUGGCCAUCGGAGAAAUGUUCGUGAUUGCUGCGCUUAUGGCUCUUGGUACAGUGAUUGAUCAAGGUGAGACACCGGAGUACUAUUUCCAGAACUACCCGGAAGAGAGUCCUUCAUAUGGGUUCAUUACGUGGAGAUGGGUUCUCGCCCUUGGUUUUGAUCACAUGUUCUCGUCUCCUGUUUUCCUGGCAACUUUGGCGCUUCUCGGGCUUCUCUAA
Linum tenue is the source of this 658-nucleotide messenger RNA. The record is from the annotation of a GenBank genome assembly. Lineage: Eukaryota; Viridiplantae; Streptophyta; Magnoliopsida; Malpighiales; Linaceae.